Molecule: messenger RNA, 1129 nt
Organism: Rhododendron vialii
Lineage: Eukaryota; Viridiplantae; Streptophyta; Magnoliopsida; Ericales; Ericaceae
Product: THO complex subunit 4A-like
Exons: 5
Coding region: 115-873 (252 amino acids)
Biological process (GO): mRNA export from nucleus
Cellular component (GO): nucleus
Molecular function (GO): mRNA binding
Source: RefSeq, a predicted model, not a curated record
AGUCAGAAGAGUCAGAACGGUAGAUUUUUUCGUUCACUCUCUGCAAAAAUCCAGUCCCUCUCUCUCUCUCUGUUCCCCAUCGAAAUUCGAAACCUCUACCAAGUCAAAAAAGAAAUGUCGAACCUGGACAUGUCGCUCGACGACAUAAUAAAGAUGAACAAGAAAUCCGGCGGCGGCGGAGCUAAACCUAGAGGAGGCGGAGCUCGUAACUCCGGCCCGGGACCCGGACCCGCCCGUCGACUCCCGAACCGGAGCGCGAAUCGAACCGCUCCGUACGCACCCAAGGUUCAAGCGCCGGAGACGACGUGGAGGCACGACCUUUUCGUGGAUCACGCGGCGGCGGCGUACGCGCCGCAGGCCGGUGGUGGUCGAGUGUCGGCGAUCGAGACGGGGACGAAGCUGUUCAUCUCGAACUUGGAUUACGGGGUUUCUGGUGAAGACGUUAAGGAGCUCUUUGCAGAGGUCGGGGACGUAAAACGAUAUUCAAUUCAUUAUGAUAGGAGCGGAAGAUCAAAGGGAACGGCAGAAGUAGUUUUCUCACGGCGAAAAGAUGCUGAGGCGGCUGUCAAGAGAUACAACAAUGUUCAGUUGGAUGGAAAACCUAUGAAGAUUGAGAUUGUAGGGACAAAUAUUUCAACUCCUGGUAUUCUACCUACUCCAACAAUUGGCCUGUUUGGGGAUCAAAAUGGUGCACCCAGAAGUCAAGGGCGAGGUGGUCCCACUGGACGACCUCGGGGUGGCGGCCGAGGCUUGGAGAGGGGCCGUGGACGUGGUAGAGGCCGUGGUGGCGGGCCUGGUGGCGAAAAGGUAUCCGCAGACGAUCUUGAUGCCGAUUUGGAGAAGUACCACGCAGAAGCUAUGCAAACGAACUGAUUGCAACAGGUACCGUAAUCUUCAUCGGCUUUGGUCUUGGCAACUGGCUGUGACUUUUGUGCUUUAUGAACUUUCGCCCGUUAAAAGUAGAUCUGUUUAUCCCUGCCUUCUACGACGUUUGUGGAGAAGGAACUGCAAUGACUGACUAGUUGGAUUUUGUUAUGAAGUUUGUGCUGCUUCUGUUCUGGCUUGAGUAUUGGUACAGAGAUUAAUGAGUGAUUGUUGUUUGUACCUUAUAUAUCACCCAGUUGAUUCA